This is a messenger RNA of Mycena citricolor, 222 nucleotides long. NCBI's taxonomy places the organism in Eukaryota, Fungi, Basidiomycota, Agaricomycetes, Agaricales, Mycenaceae. The record is from the annotation of a GenBank genome assembly.
ACUCGUGGCCUCCCGAGGUCGAUAUCGGUGAAUGGAAAGGGACCAAGAAUAACUGGUACAAUACAUUCAACACCUCGAGUGCCGUCGUGUCGCACCUCGUCCCCUGGCCCUCGGAUCUCUCCUUCCACGCGCUCAAGGCCGUCAUGACCGCCCAGCCGAACGGCGCUGACGUCAAGAUCGACUUCUACCUCGACAAUGUCUUCCAAGUCACGCAAAUCGGUG